AUGGAAGUUGAUCCCUCGCAGCCCUUUAUUUUUACAACACCAGCCAAUAAUAAACCGCCCGACCAAGGGGGUACUCUCAACAACAACCAUGUACACCAACGUGUGUCCUUUAAAGACAAGGUUAUAGGUACGAAUACAGUUCCGGCCGCUCGACCUAGAGUUGACUUGAUCGGAGAAAAGCUUGCUCAUAUCGAAUAUAAGGACAAUGAUCGGCUUCAACCAAUGGUGCAUAUUAACGAUUCUGUCUUUGAGGGUCUAGAUGCACCAUUGAAAGAUGCACUUGUGGUGAAACUUUUAGGAAAGAACAUCGGUUUCCAUCUAAUGAAGGAGCGCUUACAGAAAAUUUGGAGAUUGAAUGCUGGAUUUGACAUCAUGAAUAUUGGGAAUGGUUUUUUCAUGGUGAAACUUGAUAGCAUUGACGACAGAACAAGAAUCAUGGAUGGAGGGCCGUGGAUGAUUUAUGAUCACUACUUGACAGUGCAAUGUUGGUCCCAAGAAUUUGCCUCGCCAACGGCAAAGAUUGAUAAAACAAUGGUUUGGAUUCGUUUCCCUGGAUUAAAUCUCUUUUAUUAUGAUGAAAGCAUCCUCUUAGCCCUUGCUUCUGCAGUUGGAAGACCAAUCAAGGUCGAUAGUACGACUCUGGAUGUUCGUCGGGGAAGGUUCGCUCGUGUGUGUGUUGAAAUUAAUUUGAAUCAACCUGUGGUGGGUAAAGUUUGGAUAAGAGACUACUGGUAUCAAGUUGAAUACGAAGGUUUGCACCGUAUUUGUUCGACCUGUGGUUGUUAUGGACACCUUACCAGGGGGUGUAAGUCUACUCUGACGCGCCCCUCUGCCGGAACUCCAGCCACUGCAACACAAACACAAUCUGCUGCGGAUCUCCAGCAACAUGCCGUUUCCAGCACACACCAUAAUGACAGAGUUAAUGCACCAGUUUUAUUGGAUGCAAAUCAAGGUAAUCCUGAUACUAUAAUUGAGAAUAAGUUGAAUGGUGAUUGGUUAGUUGUAAAACGCAAAGUCAAAAAAUCUUCUGGAUCUAAAUCUUCUAAACAUGGCAUGGAUUUGAAUAUGAAAAGUAAUAAUGGUAAGGAUUUGAAUAAUAAAGGAAACAAGAAUGUGAUACAAUCACAUGCACUACGGGACUCCUCCCUUAAAUCUCAUGUUAAAAAGAGUAAUAAUCAUCCAUCUCAAGCUAAUGGGGCCCACUUAUUAAAAACAAAACCAAGUGAAGGGGUGACCACUAUCAACCAUAAACGACAACGUCAAGACCCCAUCUCUUUGGCUGACUCACAUGCUACUCAACUAGCUUGUAAUGCUCUUUCAAUUCCCAACAAUAAUAUGCACUUCAAGAAUAAUGAUCCCCUUGAUGCUGGGUUUGGAGCCAGACCAACGGUUAAUAUGCAAGCUAUUUCAAACAAUAGAUUCAUUUUGCUGCAUGACGAGGGGGACACGUGCAACUCUAAUCACGAUGGUGCCGCAUGUAUGGAUGGAGUUGGCGGUGAGUCUCAAGAACAUAGCACUCCUAAUGUCAAUACCCAGGACGAGGUUCAAGAGACACCCUCUGAUGAUAUGGCUACUUGA
Trifolium pratense (red clover) is the source of this 1578-nucleotide messenger RNA. RefSeq lists its product as uncharacterized. Bases 1 to 1578 code for a protein of 525 amino acids. The transcript has a single exon. NCBI's taxonomy places the organism in Eukaryota, Viridiplantae, Streptophyta, Magnoliopsida, Fabales, Fabaceae. The record is from RefSeq and is a predicted model, not a curated record.